GCCAGUGUUCUGGCACUGUAAGGGAAUUGUCGGUCUCGCUGCUGCUGCGGUGCUCUGGCUCUCUGGAUGCCCCAGCACAUUCCCAAGUGGGAUCGCCACUGCUGUUGGAAGUGAUGGACAAAUGAGUGAAGAAUCCAAUGAAACAUGAUGUACACCACUUGCAAAUGGAAGGAGAAAAGAAGUUUGACAUGAGUCUACUACGAACCAGUGGAGACCUGAAGGGACAGAACAUACCAACUCUUACCAUCUAUUUAUUUUACAUCAGUGCUACACUUUGGGGUUUUACAGAACAGGAAGAAGUUACAGGGCUGUUUUCUGAGGAUUGCAUCCUUCCUUGUUCUUUUCCACGGGGGGAUGAUGUUGUAAUUCACUGGAGUAAAGGAGGAAAAACUGUGCACUCCUACUACUACCAGAAGGAUCAGCCGGCAGAUAGCUCAGAAUACAUUAACAGAACACAGCUUUUCCAUGAGAACAUCACUAGUGGAAACGCCUCCUUGAAAAUUUGUAACCUGACCGUGACUGAUGAGGGCACUUAUGCAUGUUAUGUGGGAACAAAGCAAAAUCGUACAAACCAGAACGUCACACUACGUGUAAAAGUUUCCUCUUAUUAUGCACUGGAAUACCAAAAGACAGACACAGAAAGGAAACUGAAGUGCUAUGCCUUUCUCACUUAUCCAGCACCAAAUAUAUCUUGGGUACAAGGUAAUAUAUCCAUCCAAGAAACAGAUCGUGAGGAAACCAGGGAUGGAGUUCUCUAUUCUCUUAGAAGUGACCAGAACAUUAUAAACACAAGAGCAGAUCCUUACUACUGUCAUAUUCAUGUCCAUCGUUUAAACUGGAUUGCUGAAUGGAAGAUGCAAGACCAACUGUCUAAGACAAAAGGAAGUAACGCUGUAAUUCCUUGUGAAUACAUCAAUAACACUGCAAACACUGAAGGUGUCUAUGUUGUUUGGAAAUUAAACAGAAAUUCAGUGACUUCAGUCCUGGCCUCCUUCAAUGGUACAUCCCACUCUUACCAGCCUCGAGCCCAGAUAAACAGAAGUGACUUUUCAUUGAUCCUGCGUGAACUUACUGCAGCUGACAGUGGAGAAUAUCUGUGUAAUAUUUCAACACCUCACUACACAAAAGUUAUUGUGACAACUUUGCAAGUUGGUAACACCUGGAUAGGAGUGGUAGUAGGAGCGGUGGCGGUGGCGGUAGGAGGUGCAGUGGUGCUGGGAGCAGGAUACUACGGCCUCUGUAUCAAGGUAUGUACAAUCAUUAGAGUAUUUAUUUUUUUAAGAAACAGAGAGCAGGAAUCCUAUGAGCUCCGUGUCCAUGUCCUACCAGAAGAAAAUGCUUCUCUGCGCACAGGUGCAAUUGAAAUUGUUGAUGAAAAGGACAGAGUUCCUUCACCUUCCCCUUUCAGCAAGAGCCACAUGAAAACAUGA
Messenger RNA from Neopelma chrysocephalum (saffron-crested tyrant-manakin), 1430 nucleotides. RefSeq names its product HERV-H LTR-associating 2 (gene HHLA2). Gene Ontology annotation, biological process: T cell costimulation; immune response; cell surface receptor signaling pathway. The transcript is spliced from 8 exons. Lineage: Eukaryota; Metazoa; Chordata; Aves; Passeriformes; Pipridae. Bases 138 to 1430 code for a protein of 430 amino acids. Gene Ontology annotation, cellular component: external side of plasma membrane. The record is from RefSeq and is a predicted model, not a curated record.